AAUGGGUGGAGCGUUGAGUGGCCUCAGGCAGGCUGUAGUAGCUCACUGUGUCACAGACAGGCAGUGUGGACCUGUGGGCGCAUGAGCUGUCAUCUCGUGGAGCUUCGGCUCUCCUUUAUCUGUGGAAUUUGUCUUAAACGUCUUAGAGGAGGAGCUGGCUGGUGUUUUUGUGUCUCCUGUAGGAAAGCUGGGUUUGAUUUGAAGUGGGUUUCGACUUCCCUCCUGGCUCACACAGACCGACUCAGCUGAAACCUGUCUUCGUUGCAUGUUCAUGGAGGCUGAUUGGAGGAGGCUCUGUCUUGCUCUGAGGCCACACAUUGUCAUCUCAAAGCAGAAUCUUUGUGUGCAACUUUGAAGGAGUGCCCCAACUUCACAAACGUACACAACAAUUCCAUCCAAGGCGCCUGGAGCUGACGAGAGAGACAUUGAAGGAAUAUAAACUCGGGCUAUAGAAAAGAAGGAAAAAAAAAAACUUCAUGAAUUCUUCUAAAUCCUGAAAGGAAAAUACUGCAAGUUGACUGGUGGUCCUGAGGAGGCAUUCGGUGAUGAGUAUGGCUUGGCUCUGUCUCCCAGUCUACACUGCUCUCCUUGUUGGUUGCUUUCAAACAGCUGUCACAGAGAAUGAUGUCACUCCACGGCUCAGCUUCCCCUACAAUGCAAAGGAGAGGACAACUAAAAGCUUUUCUGCCAGUGGAGUCCUCAACUUCACAUCCGUCCUCCUCAGUAGUGAAAACAACACGUUGUACAUUGGCGCCCGAGAGAUCCUCUUCGCCCUCAACCUCUCUGACAUCUCUGCAACGAAUCUACAAAAGAAUCUUACGUGGAAAACUGCGGAUCAAAAGCGAGAUGAAUGUAGUUUCAAAGGCAAAGACCUGAAGACGGACUGUCUCAACUACAUCAAGAUUCUGCUCCAUGUGAACAGCACUCACCUGUAUACGUGUGGGACCUAUGCCUUCAGCCCGAUCUGUGCUUACAUAAGUACGGCCGACUUCUCCUUUGUCAAGACUGAAACCGGUGAGAUUGUUUCAGAGGAUGGACGUAGCCGCUGCCCAUUCAACCCUGAAUACAAGUCUACGGCAAUCAUGGCUGAUGGAGAGUUGUACGCCGGCACCGUCAGUAAUUUCCAAGGAAAUGAGCCCAUCAUUUACAAAAGUCUGAGCCAAGGAGCCUUUCUAAAAACAGAAAACUCUCUCAACUGGCUUCAAGACCCAGCCUUUGUUGGCUCUGCCUACAUACAGGAGAGCCUGCCUAAAGGCAACCUGGUGGGCGAUGACGAUAAGAUUUACUUCUUCUUCAGCGAGGCAGGAAAGGAGUUUGAUUUCUUUGACAACACCAUUGUGUCACGCAUUGCUCGUGUGUGCAAGGGUGACAUCGGAGGUGAGAGAGUGUUGCAGAAGAAGUGGACCACAUUCUUGAAGGCUCAGCUCCUGUGCUCCCUUCCUGAUGAUGGCUUCCCCUUCAACAUAAUCCAAGAUAUGUUUGUGCUCACGUCCACCCCUGAGGACUGGAAGAACACUGUGUUUUAUGGAGUAUUUACGUCUCAGUGGUACAAAGGGGCAUCUGGAAGUUCUGCAGUGUGUUCCUUCACAAUGGACCAGGUAGAAGCAGCUUUCAAUGGGCGUUAUCGGGAGGUCAACAGAGAGACUCAGCAGUGGUACACCUACAACCACCCAGUCCCGGAGCCUAGGCCAGGGGCGUGUAUCACAAAUGAAUCCAGAGAGCAAGGGAUCUCCUCCUCACUGCAUGUCCCAGAUAAAGUCCUGAAUUUUGUCAAAGACCACUUCCUAAUGGACAGCAUGAUCCGCAGCCAGCCUCUUCUGCUGAAACGUAACGUGCGCUACACACAGAUUGCUGUCCACCAAGUCCAAGUGUCUGAAAAGGUGCACCACGUCCUCUUCAUCGGGACAGAUGAUGGCAGGCUUCAUAAAGCCAUUAAUGUGAAAAACAAAAUGCACAUCAUCGAGGAGAUGGUGCUCUUUCGAGAUUCUCAACCAGUGCAAAACAUUGAGCUGGACGCAAUCAAGGGCCGUCUUUAUGUCUCCUCUCUCUCUGAACUGGUGGAGGUCCCGGUGGCUAACUGCACUAAUUAUCAGAGCUGUGGGGAGUGCGUCCUCUCCAGGGAUCCUUACUGCACCUGGAAUGGGAGGCAGUGCACAGAUAUCAGACGAGCUCCGGCAAGCAACAGGAUUCUGCAGGAUAUCGAGGAAGCAGACACGUCAGCGAUUUGCAACAAGACAGUUCCGAGCCCACGAGCUGCUAAACCUUCGCCUACACGUACCUCGGUGUGCCAGGUGAUCAUUAUCCCAGCAAACACAUUCAAAGUGCUGCCUUGCAAGCUGCGCUCUAAUUUGGCUGAGAGGAAGUGGGAGUUCAGCGACAGAGCGGGUCACUUCCAUUACCCCAGCCCUGAGGGGGGGCUGGUGGUGGUGGCUCAAGCUGACAAGCAGGAAACGUACCAAUGCUGGUCAGUGGAAGAAGGUUUCAGGCAGCUGCUGGCAAAUUACUGUGUGAAGGGCGAAGCCAGGCAGGAAAGCACCACUCUGACGGGUCGCUCCCGGGUUCCAGCCACCUUAGAGCGGGAAGACAUCAACCUGCCGGGAGAGAGCCCCUCACAGCAGAUCAACUCCAAGACCUACUGGAAUGAGCUGAUUGUGGUUUGUGCCCUCCUGGUGUUUUCCCUGCUGGUCUUCUUCCUGUUUGUGGUGUACAGGAACCUUGACCACAUGAAGUCCAUGCUCAAAAAAGGGGAGUGCCCCAGCAUGCAGCAGAAGAAGCCCAAAAUAGUGGUGAAAACAGCGGAGAACCUGCCGCUCAACGGCAGCACAGUCCCGCCCUCUGCUUCAGAUCACAAAGGAUACCAGACUCUAAACGACAACUACAUCUGCAGCACUCCCCCCCACGAGUGCUCGUCGCCUGACAACAAUAAGAGCUUAACAGAACCCGAGAAGAGGCCACUGAACUUGAGAGAGAGUCACGUGGAGAUUUCUGCCGCAUGCCCACGCCCACGAGUCAGACUCGGCUCUGAGAUUAAAGACUCGAUAGUGUGAGGCUGGCUUGGUUUUAAAGAACUCGAAAUAAGGAGUGCACUUGUUUGGAAGGACAAACCCAUAAAAGGAGGAACAGAAGCACUCGACAUUUCAUCACACAGAUUUUGCACUUUGACUUCUUUUGUCCGAUUCCUGUGGUCCAAUGUGCUUGUUGUUUUACUUUUUUCCCCUCUAUCCCCCGAAUUUAAGUGCAUUUUGAAGCACACCGAAGAAGCUCCAGUUUGCCUUUGGACUUCUGUCACACACAGUUCACAGGAAUGUAACCUGCAUAGAGACGGUGUGGGUACCGGAUGUUCUCGGGUUGCCGGAUGUUCUCGGGGUCCUUCGGGGUCCUUCGACCAAUGAUGACGUCACACUAUUUGAUUGGCUGUAAG
Messenger RNA from Oryzias latipes (Japanese medaka), 3421 nucleotides. RefSeq names its product sema domain, immunoglobulin domain (Ig), transmembrane domain (TM) and short cytoplasmic domain, (semaphorin) 4Ba (gene sema4ba). NCBI's taxonomy places the organism in Eukaryota, Metazoa, Chordata, Actinopteri, Beloniformes, Adrianichthyidae. Gene Ontology annotation, cellular component: plasma membrane. Gene Ontology annotation, biological process: neural crest cell migration; axon guidance; negative chemotaxis. The record is from RefSeq and is a predicted model, not a curated record. Gene Ontology annotation, molecular function: semaphorin receptor binding; chemorepellent activity.